Messenger RNA from Onychostoma macrolepis, 2488 nucleotides. RefSeq names its product solute carrier family 37 member 2 (gene slc37a2). Gene Ontology annotation, biological process: phosphate ion transmembrane transport; glucose-6-phosphate transport. Gene Ontology annotation, cellular component: endoplasmic reticulum membrane. Gene Ontology annotation, molecular function: glucose 6-phosphate:phosphate antiporter activity. The coding region runs from base 595 to 2067 and encodes 490 amino acids. Lineage: Eukaryota; Metazoa; Chordata; Actinopteri; Cypriniformes; Cyprinidae. The transcript is spliced from 18 exons. The record is from RefSeq and is a predicted model, not a curated record.
CAGAUCCAGUGUGUGUGUGUUCGUGUGUUUGUGUGUGUGUGUGUGUGUGCGCGCCGCAGCAGCCCUGUAUGGAAAAUGGAGACGCUACAUCAGCACUGCACGAGCUAAAGAUCAAUUAGGCCUAGCUAAUACUCAUGUGAUUUUUAAAGACCAGACAAACCGGUAUUAAUAGCACUCAGGUUGACACGCAGACGGACACCGGCCAAGACAACCAUGGAAAUCUUUGGGAGCUCAGAGCGCUUUACGGUUUUUCCACCUCUGGAAUUGGGAAAUGACAACACGUCUCCGACACUUUAAAUGCAACUUUUUUUAAAUCUGAAUUAGGAUCGCCGGCUUUCAACGAACAUGAUUAUAUGGACUCGUAGUUUUAGGUCGUAAGAAAUGAGCGCAAACUGAUCCGAGGCACAAAACGAUUAGUCAGCUAAGUUUCGUUGUGUAUUUUAGUUGUUCUUGAUUUUAAUCUUAAAAUUGUGGAUUUGAGAAGUCUUAAUAGAUAUGGCAUUCUUUAUACAUAAUUUAUAACGUAGAUACAAAUUUUAGUAUAACUUUUUUUAUAAUUUUUUUGCAACGAGACAAACAACGUUAACUGUAAAAAUGAGAUCUCUGGCCCCGGGAAUCAAAUUCAUUACUUCUUUCUCUAGAGACAGCUGGUACCGGUUCUUCGUCCUCCUCCUUACGUUUGUCUUCUACACCACCUACCACCUUUCUCGAAAGCCUAUCAGUAUUGUCAAGAGUCAGCUGCACAGAAACUGCUCUAAUGUUAUUCAUCCAGCAGACCUCAACAUCACUGACAAUGACACCUGGUGUGAUUGGUCUCCUUUUGACCAGAACAAUUACCAGAACCUGUUUGGAGUCUUGGACAACUGCUUCCUUGUUGCAUAUGCUAUCGGCAUGUUCUUUAGUGGGAUAUUUGGAGAGCGAUUGCCCUUGCGUUACUACCUGAGCUCAGGCAUGAUUCUCAGUGGCAUUUUCACUGCUCUGUUUGGCCUGGGCUUUUACUGGCAAAUCCACUCUUUGUGGUAUUACUGCUUAGUUCAGGCCUUAAAUGGGCUGGUGCAGACUACAGGCUGGCCGGCAGUGGUAGCGUGUGUUGGGAACUGGUUUGGGAAGGGAAAGCGUGGAUUCAUCAUGGGCAUCUGGAAUUCUCACACCUCAGUAGGAAACAUUCUGGGCUCUCUCAUUGCUGGGGUCUAUGUGUCGUCCGCGUGGGGCCUGUCAUUCAUUGUGCCUGGUAUCAUCAUCACUGCUGCUGGAGUCAUCUGCUUUUUGUUCCUGGUUGAAAAACCUGAAGAUGUGGACUGUACCCCACCACAACACCAUGAGAGUGUGGAGCAGGAGCCUCUCCUGAGGAACUCGUCCAGCAAUGAGGAGAUCUUCAGCGCUAACACCUCCACAGCCGUGGAGACGGUGGAGGAUCACACAGAACCCAUCAGCUUCUGUGGAGCGCUCAGGAUUCCUGGUGUGGUGGAGUUCUCCUUGUGUUUGCUUUUUGCCAAGCUGGUCAGCUACACCUUCCUCUACUGGCUUCCUUUAUACAUCGCUAACGUUGCUCACUUUGAUCCUAAGGAAGCUGGGGACCUGUCUACGCUGUUUGAUGUUGGAGGAAUUGUGGGUGGCAUCCUGGCUGGAUUGAUAUCUGACUACAGUGGAGGCAGAGCCACUACUUGCUGUGCCAUGUUGAUCAUUGCUGCUCCUAUGCUGUUCCUGUUCAAUAAGAUCGGGCAGAACGGCUUGCCAACCACCAUUGGCAUGUUGCUGUGGUGUGGUGCUCUCGUGAAUGGACCCUACGCCCUCAUCACCACUGCUGUGUCAGCUGACCUAGGAACCCAUGAGUGCCUGAGAGGGAACUCCAGAGCACUGUCCACUGUGACCGCCAUUAUUGAUGGCACUGGAUCAAUAGGUGCUGCUGUUGGACCUCUGUUGGCUGGUCUGAUCUCUCCCACCGGUUGGAAUAAUGUUUUCUAUAUGCUCAUUUCUGCUGAUGUGCUGGCCUGUCUGCUGUUGUCCAGGCUCGUGUAUAAGGAGGUCAGAGGAUGGUGCGGAUACACUACAAGGCUGAGAGGGUGAACAUCCCUUAUUCACUCUUGUUCUUUGCAUUUGUUGAAUUAUGUUCAAAGAGAUCUGAGCCGCCCGUCGAACAAGAGAAUAUCACACCUGUGAUGGAAAAUUACCUGCAGCAUAACGACAAAAAGGGACCAUGGCUUGAUGCAACACACCAAGCCUUUUUAUGCCCAAGGGUUAUUUUAUAUGAAAAUUGUAACAUGAGACUUUCAUCCUUUUAUACUGACAAUGGGAACAAAGCUUAGCUGCUGCAGUGAAGGAGGAGGAGCGUUACACUCACCCUCGUCCACAUGUGGCCUGAGCGGGACAAACACAACAGGAUCACUAAGCUUCUUCAUUUUAAAUCAGGAUGUUUUUAGUGACUGCUCAAUACAGAUGUACCUUUUUUUCUAGCAUUAAAAUAUGCCAUCGGUGCUUUGUCCUUUUA